CCAAGAACAAAGGAAAAGUACGUCGCUCUACGCGCAUUACCCCGCCACGUUGCCCCGCCACCAUCCCGCAUCCCACAAGGCUUCCUCGAGAGCGCAUGCUGACACAAAGUAUAGGGAGGAAAGAACCGACGUAGGGGCAAGAACGAGAACGAUAACGAGAAGCGUGAGCUCACCUUCAAGGAGGAGGGCCAGGAAUACGCACAGGUCAUCAAGAUGCUGGGCAACGGUCGCCUGGAAGCGCAAUGUUUUGACGGAACCCGCCGCCUGGGCCACAUCCGCGGCAAGCUCAGGAAGAAGGUCUGGAUAAACCAGGGUGACAUUAUCCUGCUCAGUCUGCGUGACUACCAGGACGAGAAGGGCGACGUUAUCCUCAAGUACUCCGCCGACGAAGCGCGCUCACUGAAGGCCUACGGCGAACUGCCCGAGAACGCAAAGAUCAACGAGACCGACACGUACGGCGACCAGGGCGACGAGGGUAUCGGCUUCGAAUUCGACGAGGACCGUGACGACAGCGACGACAGCGAUGACAAGGAUGGCAAGGAGCUCGACAUUGACGACAUCUAAGGGGUUAUGCAGUCCGCCAUGCUGCCCGGUCUCUAUUUGCCACUACGCGACAAGCACAAC
Molecule: messenger RNA, 624 nt
Organism: Paraphaeosphaeria sporulosa
Lineage: Eukaryota; Fungi; Ascomycota; Dothideomycetes; Pleosporales; Didymosphaeriaceae
Product: eukaryotic translation initiation factor 1A, X-chromosomal
Exons: 2
Coding region: 214-564 (116 amino acids)
Biological process (GO): translational initiation
Cellular component (GO): cytoplasm
Molecular function (GO): RNA binding; translation initiation factor activity
Source: RefSeq, a predicted model, not a curated record